AAAUAUGUAGAAUUGGGAAGUGGCGAAAUGCGUCUGCCGCUGCAGCAACAAAAAGAAUAACAGAAAUAGCUAAGUAUUUUUUUGAAUUAACUCAAUAUCUUGCCUCUAUAGAGAGUUAUUCUUUAUAUGAAGGGCAUUAUAACCGGAUCAAAAAAAAAUUGAAGUUUUCUAUUGACGACGUUGAGCCGCAAGUUCCUGAAAAGACUUUUGCCAAUUUUGGCAUUCAAAUAGAUUUGUUUGAAAAAGCUUGUGUUGAUUUUGAAUCCCAA
Racocetra persica is the source of this 269-nucleotide messenger RNA. The record is from the annotation of a GenBank genome assembly. NCBI's taxonomy places the organism in Eukaryota, Fungi, Glomeromycota, Glomeromycetes, Diversisporales, Gigasporaceae.